Messenger RNA from Podospora pseudocomata, 1578 nucleotides. RefSeq lists its product as uncharacterized. The record is from RefSeq and is a predicted model, not a curated record. Bases 1 to 1578 code for a protein of 525 amino acids. Lineage: Eukaryota; Fungi; Ascomycota; Sordariomycetes; Sordariales; Podosporaceae. The transcript has a single exon.
AUGAAGCAACCAGCAUCCCCCAUCACCCUCCCACCACAACCUGACCCAGCCGUCCAAGAAACCUCCUUCGAGCCCGAUGCCAGUCCGAUGCUCUCCCCCCAUCGAAACGAUGAAGAAAGCGCCCCAAAUUAUGGCUCCGUCCAACGCGCGUCUCCAACAUCCACGCCUCCACCAGCACCAGCCCGCGCGUUGGCCCCUGAUCUCCUCAGAGGUCUGCUAAUGGCCUUCAUGGCCCUCGAUCACACCUCCCUCAUGCUGCGCUCCUGGCCCCACGCUACCGCGAUCGACGGCGAGAACGAUUCAGCCCCUGUCCACGAAUGGAACCGUCCUGCCGCAUACGUCAUCAGAACGCUCACACAUCUCUGCGCACCGGGGUUCACAUUCUUGCUGGGGAUGGGGGUGGUAUAUUUCGGGAGAUCGCGAACUUCUCGUCCGCCAGAUAAGAGAUGGACGACGGGGCAGUUGGCGUGGCACUUCUUUGUCAGGGCGUUGGUGCUGACGGCGAUAUCAACUCUAAUGGGGCUGGCGGUCUCGGGCGGGAAGGUGUGGUUUCUCAACAUGGUGCUGUUUAGUCUGGCGGUGGAUUACCUUCUCGCUGGGUUAACGUGGAUGGCUGUGGCCAAGACAGAAAGAUUACUCGCGUUUGCGUUGCUGAAGGUCCUGCCGUUGAGGAAGAAGGAUGAUGUGACUGAGCCGUUGCUUCCUGGGCCUCAACCGAGGUUGCAUGGUGAGGAGGAGAUGGCGCCUGAUGUGGAGAUUAUCAGGGCGGCAGAUAUUUCGUGGCAUAUUCAUAAUGUGUUCCUGGCUAUCGGGGCAGCGGUGAUGAUCUGGUGGAAUAUCUGGCUCAGCCCUACCGGAGGGAGGUGCGGUGUCGAUCCUACACCGAGGCUGCCGGGGAGCGAUUGGAUCAAGAUUUGGUUCUACCCUAUCAUGGACGAAAGAGUCAAGUCUGGGUUUCCGCCUCUAGCAUGGAUGUCGUUCGCGGUUCUGGGAUUACUCUAUGGGAGGAUCAUCCUGGCGCGGGCGUGGAGUCCAAAGGCUAUUACGUUGGGCAAUGCUCUUGCCAGUCUAGGCUUUACUCUGGUGUUUGUCUUCGCCAGGAUCUUUCACGUCGGAAACCUGUCUGAGGGGUGCUUGAGCAUGGCGGAGCACCAACAGGGAGGGGACCAGUAUCUUGCCUCGGUGAAAUCCUUCUUUUACCUGACCAAGUAUCCCCCUGAUGUAGCCUUUUGGGCUUUUACCAUGGCAGGUAACCACCUUUUGUUGGCGCUUUUUGGCGCUCUUCCUCCAUUGUUUGCGAGCAAGGCUUUCCAUGUCCUGCUGGUCUAUGGAACAUCGGCGCUGUUUUUCUACAUUGUCCACAUCUUGAUGCUCGGGGCUCUAUCGCUCCCCGUCAUUGCGCUCAUUGGCAGGGAGGUCAGCGAUCCUUUCACCAAGCAACCUGUUCGGGGAGUUGAUCAGUUGUGGGGCUUCUUUUUCAGUUGGGGGCUGCUGCUGGCGAUACUGUAUCCUCUCUGCAGGUGGUAUGGAGGAUUCAAGAAGGCGAAAGGGCCUGAUUCGAUAUGGAGGUUCUUCUAG